This is a messenger RNA of Boleophthalmus pectinirostris (great blue-spotted mudskipper), 837 nucleotides long. RefSeq names its product clarin 2 (gene clrn2). The coding region runs from base 35 to 736 and encodes 233 amino acids. The record is from RefSeq and is a predicted model, not a curated record. NCBI's taxonomy places the organism in Eukaryota, Metazoa, Chordata, Actinopteri, Gobiiformes, Gobiidae. The transcript is spliced from 3 exons.
UGUCUCUGUCUUCAGGGCACCAUGGGCCCGUAAGAUGCCUUCUCUGUGGAAACAGAUCACAUUCUCCGCGGCCUCGGUGCUCUGUGUGGGGUCGGUGGUCCUGUUGGUCGUGGCCUUGUCUACAGAGCGCUGGAUCACUGGCCGGAUUCUGUGUAAAACCGGCGCAGAGAUAGUCAAUGCUUCAAACCCUGAGAUGGAUCAGUUCAUGGGACACAUUUACUUCGGAUUAUUCCAAGGAGGAAAGACCAAGAACUGUGGGCUCGGGGAUAGACGCUCCAAAAUCUACAUUUUCCCCAAACUUGUGCGGACACUCAACGGUGGACUGCACAUCAUGGUCAUCCUCUUUCUGCUGGCAGCUAUGGGCUUUGCUGUGGUCAGUUUAUCCUUCAGUAUUUACAAUGCACGCAAGGUUCCCUAUCAGAGUAUCAAGGGCCACAAAGGACUCUACCUGUGGAACGUCAUUGCAGGUUUACUUGGGUCAUUGGGAGUGCUUUGUUUCAUUGCCGCGAUGAGACACCACAGGCUUACAGAGCGAGUAGCCAACUACGAGGAAAAGCUCUUCGUCUUGGUGGUGAUCUCUGAUAGACUGGACUAUUCCUUUUUCCUGGUUGUGACCAGUAUAGUGACUCACAUUGCUGCCUGUGGAGUAGUUGCCAUGAGUCGUAUCAAGCUGCCCAAACCUGAGGUGAAGAAACCCGAGGAGCCCACCAUUGCUGCCCUAGAUCUUCUCUAUUAAACCUCAGCAGAAUCUUACAGCAUCUUUACUGGGAACACAACAUUACGUACAGUUUGUGCUCAAAUAGGUUGGGUUCACAGCAUUCUAUAAUGAGCAAGAUA